Rotaria sordida is the source of this 576-nucleotide messenger RNA. Lineage: Eukaryota; Metazoa; Rotifera; Eurotatoria; Philodinida; Philodinidae. The record is from the annotation of a GenBank genome assembly.
AUGCAAGCACUCAAAUGUGUUGUAGUCGGCGAUGGUGCCGUAGGUAAAACUUGCUUAUUAAUCUCAUAUACAACGAAUACAUUUCCUGGUGAAUAUAUACCAACGGUGUUUGAUAAUUAUUCAGCGAAUGUUAUGGUCGAUGGAAAACCAAUUAAUCUUGGCUUAUGGGAUACAGCUGGUCAAGAAGAUUAUGAUCGUCUCCGUCCAUUGUCUUAUCCGCAAACGGAUGUUUUUCUUAUUUGUUUUUCUCUUGUUAGUCCAGCUUCAUUUGAAAAUGUUCGAGCUAAAUGGUAUCCUGAAGUUAGUCAUCAUUGUCCUCAAACACCAAUUGUUCUAGUCGGUACAAAACUUGAUUUACGUGAUGAUAAAAUUGCAAUUGAAAAACUUCGAGAAAAAAAAUUAACACCAAUAACAGCUAUUCAAGGUGAAGCAAUGCGUAAAGAAAUUGGUGCUGUUAAAUAUUUAGAAUGUUCUGCUUUAACUCAAAAAGGUCUGAAGACAGUGUUCGAUGAAGCAAUACGUGCUCAUCUAUGUCCAAAACCAAAACCGAAAAAGAAAGGAUGUAUUCUUCUUUGA